UAUUCAUCAACUCCAUCUCACUUUCAACAUCGCUGCCUCUACGCCGCGCGCUCGGACCCCUCACAACUUUAUAUAACGACUUUCUCUCCAAGACUCAGUAUCGCAACACACAUACGACACUACAUCAGAUAAUACUCUUCUCUAUCCCGACUCUCUCGCGAUGGCGUCGACGUCGGCAGAGCUGAUCGUCGCCAAAGCUGCCCUCACAGGCGCCCUCUUUCGAGCGGACCCGCAGUCCUGUUCUCGCGACGAGAUCGAGUCAACGCUCGCGUUGCUGAACACGGCCACCGCCGAGUGCUCGCCCUCCAAUGUCCAGAAAUGCAAGCAAUGGGCUCUCACCAACCUGGUUCCGUCCUCUAUGCGGAUCGCUCCCUUUUGCAAGUACCUGGUCGCACUUGUCAAGUCGUAUGGCCAGGCCCCGGCCAAGGAUCUCACGGAGAGCGAGAAGAAGAGAGGUCGUGAGACGUCGGCCAAGCGCAAACGUCUCCAUGCCCUCUACCUUCUCAAUGACAUCCUCUAUCAUGUCAAGUUCCGCAACCACGAUGACAGCUUCGCUCCGAAGCUUGAACAGGCGCUUCCCGUUUUGGUCAGGAGCGCCUCUUCGUUCACGAACUGUCCGAAGCACAUUCGCAAAAUCCAGGACUUGAUUUCCCUAUGGGAGGAUAAAGGUUACUUCUCAGAGGCUGUAAUCAAACAGCUACGGGUGGCCGUAGAAGAAGCGCCGGCAUCAAAUGCUUCUGUCCCGAACACAGCGCAGCCGACUGCCAUAACUACCAGCUCAGUACCCAAGCCCGUAAAAGCAGCUCCUUUUAUCAUGCCAGCCAUGCACGGCGAUCCCUCCAUAGCAUGGUACGACUUACCGGCAGGCAACUGGAUGCCCGUCCUAGAACCGAACUCUACGAGGCCCAUGAACCCCGACAUGAUCAAGCCCCUUGUCUUGUCCGCAGGCCCGGCAGAAAAGACACUCGUGGAGGCGGUUAAGAAACUGCUCGUCGAUGUUGACAACAUCUUCUCCAAGGAUGCCGCGAACCUUGAUGGGCCCACACCAGAAAUUGGUCAGAUGGGAGAGGUCAUAGAGACCGACGAAAUUACUGGCGAGGUCAUCGGAGGUGAAACCUACUACGGCUGGUCUCGAAACUUCUGCGAGAAAAUGAAGAAGCGGAAUCAGCGCGGAGCUUCGGGUAAUGAUAGCCGAUCGCGAACUCGAGAAAGGACACGGUCAUCGAGAUCAAAAUCGCGCUCAUACAGCCCCAGUCGGAGCAGAGACUCGAGCCGGGGGUCUGAUAGACCUGCUUUCAAACGUCAGCGGCUGUCAGAGUCGCCAGAAAGAAGUUAUCGCAACCGGAGCAGGUCCAGAAGUCAGGGUCGCAGCUUGAGCCGGAGCCGAAGUCGAGACAGGAGCCCACGCGGUCGUGGUUACGCUUCGCGCAGUCAUUCCAGGUCUCGCUCAAGGGGCAGAUACAGGUCCAGAUCCAGAUCAAGGUCAACAAGUCGUCCAGGCUUCCGACAGAGGAGUCCAAGGUACGGUUCCCGGGGUCGAAGUCGCUCUAGGUCCCCUGCUAGACUUAGAGGACAACAUCAACAACCACCUUAUCAUGCUCCUCCACCGCUUACCAGCUUUCCCACGGGAAUGCCGCCUCGCCCACCGCAGCACCCGGGUGUCUUCGUCCCGCCGCCGCCGCCGCCCAACCAACAACCAGCCGGUAACUUCCACCCGGUCCCGCCUCCUAUCGGCUUUCCUGUUCCCGUCCCUCCUCUCCCAGGACAACCUCACCAAUUCCCCGGCUUCCCAGUUCCACCCCCUCCGCCCCCUCCGCAAAACUACCAAGGCCAAUGGCCGCCGCCGCCCGGUCCGCCUCACCAAUAUCCUCAGCAUCCUCAACAUCCAACCCCUCCGCCGCAUAUCACUACCCCGUCGCCGCCGCCUCCGAACUUCUACCCGCCUGGUGGUCCGAUGGGUGUAUCUCCCCACCCUCCCCCAUUUGCUACUCCUCCCGGCGGUGCCUGGCCGCCGCCGCCCCCGCCGCCGCAGCACUCGAACCAACCUCCUCAUCACCAUGCUCAGCAUCAGCAGCAUCAACCCCAGUAUCAUCAGCCUCGGCAGCACCAAGGUCAUGACUAUCAAGGCUAUCCUCAGCACAACCAGCAGCGUGACUAUCAGCAGCACCAGCAGCAACAGGGACGCGAAGGAGACUACGGAGGAGGAAACGGAUCGGGUUACAGAGGUGGACGUGGCGGUGGAGGAGGUGGACGAGGAGAUUAUGGUCGAGGGGGGUAUGGAGGGCAGCGUAGUGGUGCCCCGUGGAGUGGUGGUUGGGCGUGAUGAGUUACGGGAGUAAGCAGGUAUCUUCUGCUGGGUUCAGUUAGUGGAGUGAGGUGGAAGGGUAUGGUUAUUAGCGGUGAACAGAGAUAAAGCAGCUAUGUACUAUAGAACAGAAAUACCAAUUUCUCA
Molecule: messenger RNA, 2452 nt
Organism: Neurospora tetraspora
Lineage: Eukaryota; Fungi; Ascomycota; Sordariomycetes; Sordariales; Sordariaceae
Exons: 2
Coding region: 161-2323 (720 amino acids)
Biological process (GO): intracellular calcium ion homeostasis
Cellular component (GO): perinuclear region of cytoplasm
Source: RefSeq, a predicted model, not a curated record